Emys orbicularis (European pond turtle) is the source of this 2359-nucleotide messenger RNA. RefSeq names its product MAU2 sister chromatid cohesion factor (gene MAU2). The record is from RefSeq and is a predicted model, not a curated record. The transcript has 19 exons. Gene Ontology annotation, molecular function: protein binding; double-stranded DNA binding. Gene Ontology annotation, cellular component: chromatin; SMC loading complex. Lineage: Eukaryota; Metazoa; Chordata; Testudines; Emydidae. The coding region runs from base 1 to 1953 and encodes 650 amino acids. Gene Ontology annotation, biological process: maintenance of mitotic sister chromatid cohesion; mitotic sister chromatid cohesion.
AUGGCGGCGGUAGCUGCGGGUGGUUCGGGCUCGGCGGCCGGGGCGGCCCCUCAGCAGCAGCAGCCGCCGCCGCAGCAGGCGGCGGGGGGCGCGGCGGGCUCGGGCUCCGGGGAGGCCGGCGGGGGCGGCGCUGGGGCCGGGGCGGGCUCGGGCGGCGGGGCCGGGCCCGGAGGCGGGGGCGAGUCGUGGUACCUGGCGCUGCUGGGCCUGGCCGAGCACUUCCGCACGUCGAGCCCGCCCAAGGUGCGGCUGUGCGUGCACUGCCUGCAGGCCGUGCUGCCCCGCAAGCCGCCGGCCCGCAUGGAGGCCCGCACCCACCUGCAGCUGGGCUCCGUGCUCUACCACCACACGCGCAACGGGGACCAGGCCCGCGGGCACCUCGAGAAGGCGUGGUUGAUAUCACAACAAAUUCCACAGUUUGAAGAUGUUAAAUUCGAAGCAGCCAGCCUUCUGUCUGAACUGUACUGUCAAGAGAAUUCAGUUGAUGCAGCAAAGCCUUUGUUGCGUAAAGCCAUCCAGAUUUCACAGCAGACUCCGUACUGGCACUGUAGACUACUUUUUCAGCUUGCCCAACUUCACACACUUGAAAAAGAUUUGGUAUCUGCAUGUGACCUUCUAGGAGUUGGAGCAGAAUAUGCCCGGGUAGUAGGAUCAGAAUAUACCAGGGCACUGUUUCUGCUAAGUAAAGGGAUGCUUCUUCUAAUGGAACGGAAACUGCAGGAAGUGCACCCACUCCUUACUUUGUGCGGACAGAUAGUUGAAAACUGGCAAGGAAAUCCCAUCCAGAAAGAAUCAUUGCGUGUAUUCUUCUUGGUGCUGCAGGUGACUCAUUACCUGGAUGCUGGGCAGGUGAAAAGUGUGAAACCAUGUCUGAAGCAGCUGCAGCAGUGCAUUCAGACCAUAUCGACUCUUCAUGAUGAUGAAAUUCUACCCAGCAACCCAGCAGAUCUCUUUCACUGGCUGCCGAAGGAACACAUGUGUGUGCUGGUCUACCUGGUGACAGUGAUGCAUUCCAUGCAAGCAGGAUACCUGGAGAAGGCACAAAAGUACACCGACAAAGCACUCAUGCAGCUAGAAAAGCUAAAAAUGUUGGACUGCAGUCCUAUUUUGUCAUCUUUCCAAGUUAUUUUGUUGGAACAUAUUAUCAUGUGUCGGCUUGUCACGGGGCACAAAGCUACAGCACUGCAGGAGAUCUCGCAAGUCUGUCAACUCUGCCAGCAAUCUCCCAGACUGUUUUCUAAUCAUGCUGCGCAGCUACAUACUCUCCUAGGGCUUUACUGCAUUUCUGUUAAUUGCAUGGACAAUGCAGAAGCACAGUUUACUACAGCAUUGCGGCUCACCACACAUCAGGAAUUGUGGGCAUUUAUUGUGACAAACCUGGCCAGUGUGUACAUCAGGGAAGGCAACAGACAUCAAGAGCUUUACAGUUUAUUGGAAAGGAUAAAUCCAGACCACAACUUCCCUGUAAGCUCUCACUGUCUCCGAGCAGCUGCUUUCUACAUCCGAGGUCUGUUCUCCUUCUUCCAAGGAAGAUACAAUGAAGCAAAACGGUUUUUGCGAGAGACACUGAAAAUGUCAAAUGCAGAAGACUUGAACCGAUUAACAGCAUGUUCUCUUGUACUCCUGGGUCAUAUAUUCUAUGUGUUAGGGAAUCACAGGGAAAGUAAUAACAUGGUGGUACCAGCCAUGCAACUUGCUAGCAAGAUCCCAGACAUGUCUGUGCAACUAUGGUCUUCAGCUCUGCUGCGAGAUCUGAACAAAGCCUGUGGAAACGCAAUGGAUGCUCAUGAGGCUGCACAGAUGCAUCAGAACUUUUCACAGCAGCUUCUUCAGGACCAUAUUGAAGCUUGUAGUCUUCCAGAACACAACCUAAUUACGUGGACAGAUGGACCGCCUCCUGUACAGUUCCAGGCUCAGAAUGGACCCACCACCAGCCUGGCCAGUCUCCUGUGAAAGAGAAACUACCAGGACAAUGCUUAAAAAAUGUAGCCAAAAUGGGGGGGGAACAGAACAUUUUCCCAAAAACUUUUCUGCAAAGAAGAAAAAGCAAAUUCCUCUUCUAGCAAGGGCCUCGUAGGAAAUGGAUUGAUAAUCACAUAAUGUAUAUUUCAUAGACUUACAAAGCGAGAAGGGCAUUUUAAGCUGCUUUUAUGUAGCCUGUUUGAACAUACAGCUAGUUUGUGUGUAUACUCACAAUCUGGUUUUAACUUGUUUUCCUCUUGUCCAGAAUUAAGGUUUAGACAAAGAGGAACACUUGUUCCUUAAAUUGGCUAGAUGUUUGUUUUUAAAAAAGACAAUACCAGAAAAUGAAGAAUGUAUUCAGAUUGGAGCAGUGAUCAUAAUCUAAAUAUUUAAACCC